Messenger RNA from Leucoraja erinaceus (little skate), 2986 nucleotides. It is a transcript of the gene triqk, whose product is annotated as triple QxxK/R motif containing. Lineage: Eukaryota; Metazoa; Chordata; Chondrichthyes; Rajiformes; Rajidae. The transcript is spliced from 4 exons. Bases 178 to 438 code for a protein of 86 amino acids. Gene Ontology annotation, cellular component: endoplasmic reticulum membrane. The record is from RefSeq and is a predicted model, not a curated record.
CUGCGCGCUCCCGCGGGUAGGAGGAGGAGGAGGAGGAGCAGCGAGAGCGCGCACACGGCGAGAGCGCGCGGAGCCCAGUAUCUUUGAUCCGGGCCCAGGUCCCGGGACGCGCGGCGCUGGAAGCCGGGCUGCGGCGGCGGGGAUCUUUAACACAAAUGGUCUGUUUCAAAACCAAAAAUGGGAAGAAAAGAUGCCAGUGCCUCUAAAACUCCAAUUGAUAACUACCGCAAGCAAAUUGGUAAGCAAGAUUACAAGAAAACCAAAUCAGUUUUAAAAGCUACAAGAUUAAAAGCAGAAGCAAAGAAAACAGCACCAGGAAUAAAGGAUGUGACUCUUAUCGUUGUGGCCAUUCUGGUAUUACUUGUGGCUGUAUAUGGUUUCUUUUAUCUGAAGUUCAACACGGAGGUUGAUCUUGAUCCAGAACUGGACAAAAAUUAGCGACGUCAUGGCUCGUUCAAGGAGAAGGACUCCUCUGGGGAAACGUAAACAAACGGCAGGGGUUUGCAGAUGAAAUUUGGACUACAAAGACAGCACAUGUGACUUUUAUUAAGAUUUACAUCUGCCAAGAAUUACUUUCAAAAGUAUUCGGCAGCUUUAUGAGCCCAGUCAUGUGUUUGCAAGGCUGCAUCUUGCUUUAUUUUAAUUGGUGUACAAUAGUUUUUUAACAUUUCACUUUUUACUGUGAGUCGUUUAGCUGAGCUUCGAGAUACAGUGUGGAAACAGGGAUCGCUGGUCGGCGCGGACUCGGUGGGCCACGCUGCAUCUCUAAGCCGAACUAAAAUUUCACACGUACUAGAAAUCUGAAGUAAAAUCAGAAAAUGCAUCGUGAUCGUCAACCUAUCUAUUCUACUCAUGAUUUUCUCAUAGUUCAGUUCAGUUUAGAGACACUGCGAGGAAGCAGGCCCUUCGGCCCACCGAGUCCGCACUGACCAGCGAUCACCCCGUACACUAGUGCGAUCCCACACACACUAGGGACAAUUGACAAUCUUUACCGAAGCCAAUUAGCCAACAAACCUGCACGUCUUUGUAGUGUGAGAGGAAACAGAAAACCCACGCAGGUCACGGGGAGAACGUGCAAACUCCUUACAGACAGCACCCGUAAUCAGGAUCAGUAUACAGUUCAGUAAAAAUCUUGCCAUAAAUAGGCACAAUCAUACGUAGGUCCAAGAGCGUCGGAAUAGUAAGAUUACAGAGGCAGUAUACAGGAGUUAAAACAUUUCCGGCGCUUUCUCAUAUCAUUCAAGUUCAGAGUUGUUGGAAGAUAUAGUCUUAAAUUACCCGUAAAGGCCCAUUGUCCUGACGGCGGCAUUUUGUUUGGAGUUGAAGUGGUCGGCCUGGCCUGGCGAUGUUUUUAAUGUCUGAAGAAGGGUCCCGACUCCAAAUGUCACCCAUCCUUUUUCUCCAGGGAUGCUGCCUGACCCGCUGAGUUACUCCAGCACUUUGGCUCGAUCUCAAGCGACGUUGAUCUCCAGGUCCGUGCCACUGCAGUCCACGUCCGUUCCACAUGCUCAGCCUCACGGAGUGUCUCCUGAUCCAAUCGAGCCCCAGGCACAUUGGUCUUCAUAAGUGAUCAGAGCAGAAUUAGGCCAUUCGGUCCAUCCAGUCUACUCCGCCAUUCAAUCAUGGCAGAUCCAGCUUUCCCUCUCAACCCCAUUCUCCUGCCUUCUCCCCAUAACCCUUGACACUCGUAGUAAUCAAGAAUCUGUCAAUCUCCGUCUUAAAAAUAUCCAUCGACUUGGCCUCCACAGCCGUCUGCGGCAAUGAGUUCCACAGAUUCACCACCCUCUGACUAGAGAAAUUCCUCCUCAUCUCCUUAUUAAAGGUACGUCCUUUUAUUCCGAGGCUGUGCACUCUGGUCCUAGACUGUCCCACAAGUUAACUCAAUCAUUCCUGGGAUCAUUUUUGUAAACGUCCUCUGGACCUUCUCCAACGCCAGCGCAUCCUUCCUCGGAUUUGCGGCCCAAAACUGCUCACAAUACUCCAAAUGCGGUCUGACCAGUGCCUUAUAAAGCCUCGGGCAUUACAUCCCUGUUUUUGUACACUAGCCCUCUCAAAAUAAAUGCCGGCAUUGCAUUCGCCUUCCUUAGUUCUCAGUUUAGUUUGUUGUCACGUGUACCGGGAUACAGGGAAAGGCAUUUGUUGCGUACUAACCAGUCAGUGUAAUAAACAAUACAUGAUUACCAUCGAGCCAUUUACAGUGUACAGAUUAGAUACAUGACGAGGGAAAGGGAAUAGCGUUUAGUGCAGGGUAUGGGUUACCACCGAUUCUCACUUGCAAAUUAACCUGUUGGGAAUCCUGCACCGGCACUCCCAAGUCCCUUUCCACAUACAGAUGAUCUGGAGACGUCUUAAGAUGAUCAAAACAAAAUAUCAAGCUCUUGUACUAGAAUCUGUGUACAAUAACAUCUUUAGCCUUUAUGAAAUGGAGAUGGGCAGGUGAAAUCGACCACAACCAACAAUGAACACUAAAUAUGGUGCUAAUAAUUUUAUAAUUUGGGUUUUAUAAUUUAGGUUGGGGAAACAAUUAAUGAUACCUUCGAAUUUAUAGGCAAGAAGUUAUUGUGUUAAAAUAACUAGCGUAGUUAACUCACAUGGCAUCAAUAUCCAAUCAACACAAAAAAAAUGAUUCUGAUUGUACAUAGUUAUGGACAGAUGUUAAAGGUGCCACAGUGAGACUGAUUAGCUAACGGUAGCUGAUGUGAACCACCGUGUUCACUUUAAAAAAAAAAAUCUUCCUUGAUGUUUUUCUUCAUGAUUCAAUCUUCUAAAAAAGAAAAAAAAUAUUUUUUAAAUUAGUUUUUUGCAGACUGACAAUUGGUGAAGAUAGUGUGAUGUCAAUAUUGGGGGAUGUAUUUCUUCGUUUGUGUGGGAUGGUAUUGUUACAUCUUUGACCAUGCUGUUAAUUCAAGGGCAAUCUCUUACUUGUCAAUGAAAUAUCUGUGUCUGGUAAUGUGAAGAAGUAUUAUAAACCGUAAUGUGCACACUU